Molecule: messenger RNA, 420 nt
Organism: Gongylonema pulchrum
Lineage: Eukaryota; Metazoa; Nematoda; Chromadorea; Rhabditida; Gongylonematidae
Source: the annotation of a GenBank genome assembly
GAUCCUCACGCAACAUGUCGAUGUAUUGAUAAAGGCGCUCCAAUAGCAAAAGCGCUUAAUGUUAUCGAUAAGAAUAACUGGAAAGAUAUAAUACAUAACAGCACACAUAUAGACUAUUCACAGGUCGGACUGGAACGUUGCAGAAGUUUGUAUGGUACUCUGGAAGGUGAAGGGUGUUUUGUGUUGUAUGAUAAAUUGCUCAUGUCACUAGUGCUGAUGCUUGGAACUUUCGCGCUGGCAAUCACAUUCAAGAAAAUGCGCAACAGCUGCUAUUUUCCGUCACGAAUUCGACAGAUCUUUAGUGAUUUCGCGGUUAUGAUAUCAAUUGUGAUCAUGACUUCAAUCGAUAUGUUUGUUGGCAUCAAUACGCCCAAACUGAAUGUGCCAUCUUCUUUCCGGGUAAUUUCACUUCCCCUUUGA